AUGUCCACUCAAGUCAUUGGCCUGAGGAUGAUCCUUCUCAUGUGGUGCAUGCUGGUCUUCUUCUUUUCCACCAGUGAGGAGAUGGUUGUGGAUAGAACUGGCAGCAUGACAAGGUGGCAUUCCUAUCAGAUGGAAAAGGGACAAAAUGUCAUCCAAAACUUUAAAAGGCACUCAGAAGGGACCUUCACCAGCGACCUGACCGGACAUCUUGACAAAUUGAAGGCGAAAGAUUUUGUGGAGUGGUUGCAGCACCACGAGAGAAGAUCAUGGAAAACUCCUCCAAAUUGAGGCACGCGCUUGACUAUUUUAUUAUAAUUCAUUUAUUCAUU
Molecule: messenger RNA, 329 nt
Organism: Nerophis lumbriciformis (worm pipefish)
Lineage: Eukaryota; Metazoa; Chordata; Actinopteri; Syngnathiformes; Syngnathidae
Source: RefSeq, a predicted model, not a curated record